GGAACACGAAACCCAAAUAAUCCUGAAACCAGGUGCACACUCUUCAAACCACGAUCUAACAAAAGAUCAAUAUUACCCCUUAUCUAUUGUUCUUUAUAAGGAUAAAAUCGUCAUAUAACGAUCCAGACGGUGGUAACUUAGAAAACCAGCAGCCAACAUAUUGUGGUUUCACUCCAACCUAACGGCAAUUAUUGUUGGCUUCUUCAUUUUAUAUAUAUCACUCAAUUUCCCUUCUCUAAAACCAUCGAAAUACUAAAACACUAUAUUAAAAAAUCCAAAAGAAGAUCGUUAAGUGAAAAGUGAAGAAGAGAUGAGUUCUACAAGCAAAGCGUGGACGGUGGGAGUUAGCAUCGGAGUCGUAGAGACGUUGAAAGACCAGUUGGGUCUUUGUCGGUGGAACUACAUGUUCCGGUCGGUGAAUCAGCAUCUCCGGAACAAUGUCCGAACUGUUGCUCAGGGGAAAAGGUUCUCCUCUUCUGUUGCCGCCGCAGUUAACUCGUCUGAUGAGAGUGAAAAGGCGAAGAAGUGUGAAGAAUCGCUCAGAACGGUUAUGUAUUUGAGUUGUUGGGGUCCUAAUUGAUUAAUUGUUAGUUAAUUGAUUAGUUGUUAGUUUAUAAUGUAUAGUUUUGUAAUUUCUAAGAUGCCUUGGAGAAAUGGAAUUUAAAUUUAAUUUUUGGUUGAGAAAG
Eruca vesicaria subsp. sativa (arugula) is the source of this 686-nucleotide messenger RNA. The record is from the annotation of a GenBank genome assembly. NCBI's taxonomy places the organism in Eukaryota, Viridiplantae, Streptophyta, Magnoliopsida, Brassicales, Brassicaceae.